AGUUCAUCGGCCAAUCCAGUUCAUCGGCCAAUCGACAGGCUCACUGUCCUAAGUAUCCGCCAUCGCUGGACGCUCGGCCCGUCUGCAGCUCUCACUGCGACGAAGGGCUCGUGCACUUUCGGCUUGUCAUGAGCAGACAGAAGAGGCAGGCACCAUAAUGCCACGCCGCUGUGUACAGUACAUCCAGCCACCCACCCAACGUCAGAGAACUGCUCCUCAGCAAGUAGGAGACAGAAUCCACUCAUUCUGUCUCGCUCGAGGCGUGCCUACUUCGACUGAGGAGAUGUUGUCUGACGUCGACGGGUGCCUCUAGGGCCAUGCAUAGAUCUGCUCCCAUAUCAGCUGACUCACUGACUGACUCACUGACUGACUGACUGACUGGCUGACAGAUCAAGCUAUCUGUCUAUGUCUUGUUCUUGGCUGCUGCCUUGCCGGCUGGCGGGUCCAGGAUGUGUGGGAAGGCCUCCCAGAACCUGUCGCCUAUCAGGUCCUCAUGCAAGACCCACAGCCUGCGCACACACCAUACACCGAGACACCCAGAUGCAUCGGCCGGCCAACAACCAUCUGUUCGGCAGGCUGACCCUGGAUAGGUGGCCUUGUCUCGGCCUGCGUCCUCAUCGCCCCCUGACGGCUCUUCUGGAGGACCAUUCGUGGCAGCCGCAGAAGCCGGUGGAUCUUUCUCAUGACAACCGCCGUCUGCCUGUGCCGUCCUCUGCUCUCUCCGCCUGCCGCUGCGGCCUGCCGGGUCUCGGAUGAUGAUGGUCCCCUUCCUGCGUUGGUAGAAGAGUAGACCCAUGGAAAUGAUGGACAAAUGGAGCAUCGGCUGCCGGCUGUUGCCACAGCGUACCUGUAGAUGGCGGGCAGCUUGGCGUAGUUGAUGCCGAAUCGCUGAUAAAGCAGCUCGUUCUUGGCGGCCGUGUGGGUGCCCUGGUUGACACAGACAGACACGGACAUGGCUACGGGAUUGCCAAUAGCCCAUCCACACGUGCUUGCGGCUCACCUUGAGGGUUUCAUAAGCCUGUUCGCGCGACUCGCCCGCUUUGACGAGGCUCCAGAAACACGUAUUGUACUGGUUGUUGACGUGACCUGCAAUGUAUACAUACAGACAUACAGACAUACACACAGACACAGACACUCUCUCCUUGUCUCUUCUAGAUGCUCACAGUCAGCCUGCCGCCAGCUGAAGUAGUCGCGCACAUUCUGCUCUGAGGGGUAGCACACCACACGCCCAUCGAACGACGGGCAGCACUGAAGGCGGCUGCCCUCAGCCCCGCUUUCAUCAGCACCACACUCCCCACCAUCGCUGCCGUCCCGUGGGCGGCCGAACACAUCGUUCCACGAGAAGACGUAGGCGGCCGUGAAGAGCGACACCACACUCGUGAGGAUCUUGCUGAGGUAACGAACACCAACACACACAGAAGGGGAAAUGAAGUCAAGACGGCUGUCACAUUUCGCCGGGUGUGUCCACAUGGAUCUCACCUCAUGCGUCUGCCCCAGAGGGUCGUGUCACGCCGGAAAAGGAAACUGCGAUACGCGGCAUACAACGGAGAGAAGAGAACAGCCGAUGGCAAAACGGUCCGCGUUGUGUGGCUGCCACUGACCUAUAUUCGUCCGACUCGCCGAAGGCCAGGACGAUCUCGUUGAAUUUGUUCACUACUGCUGCAGCCGCGCGGGUCAUGAGCGCCAGGCCGCGGGGAUCGUUGGGCUUCUCGAAGCCGUGACGAGCGGUGAACCUGCAUGAACACACAGGCGCACACACAUCCGAAACGUCUCAGACAAUGAGUGAUCUACGAUGCGUUGCCUCUCGUGUGCGUAUGUUUGUGCGUGUGCGGGUGACUGACUCAGUGAAGGCCCUUCCGUCGAGUCGCACGACGAACCAGCAGUUGGGCAGGAUUGGCGGGUCAUGCUCGAACGUCUUGACGUACUCAAAGCGGCUGCACGCCAUCGUCUUAAGACGAAGAUCAGCCCGACGAUGGGCUCAUCCAAGAGUGACAAGCGUGACUUUUAUCACGACUCAAAACAGAG
This is a messenger RNA of Vitrella brassicaformis, 2025 nucleotides long. Lineage: Eukaryota; Vitrellaceae. The record is from the annotation of a GenBank genome assembly.